Messenger RNA from Spodoptera littoralis (African cotton leafworm), 1539 nucleotides. The record is from the annotation of a GenBank genome assembly. NCBI's taxonomy places the organism in Eukaryota, Metazoa, Arthropoda, Insecta, Lepidoptera, Noctuidae.
AUGACUGAAGAUCAAGAUGCAAAAGAUUCGCAGUCAGAUUCGGGCAGUAAAACCUUUAUUAAUAAGAACAAGGACAAGAAAACAAAAACCCAACGGCCGCUGACCAAAAUUAUACUUCGGCGGUUACCGCCUACUAUGACUGAGGAGGCGUUUUUGGAGCAGGUUUCGCCGAUACCUGAACAUGACCAUUUCUAUUUUGCUAAGCCAGACCCUUCGCUUGGCAAUAACCUAUAUUCCAGAGCUUACAUAAACUUCGUUAAUGUUGACGAUAUUUACUUAUUUAGAGAUAAAUUCGAUGGAUAUGUAUUUCUAGAUGAAAAAGGUGUAGAGUAUGUGGGAAUAGUGGAGUAUGCCCCGUUCCAAAGAAUACCCAAGAAAAAAAAGAAGAAAGACCCCAAAUGUGGUACCAUAGAGAGUGACCCCAUCUAUCAAGACUUUGUUGAAAGUCUCAAAAAAGAUCCUGAGACUGAAAAUCAACCAAAACUUGAAUAUUCUUAUCCUGUUAACGAUUCCAAUGACAAGAAAGUACAAUCCACUCCAUUGCUGGAAUACCUUGCUGCUCGAAAGCAGGAUAAGCGAGGAAGAGAUGAGCGUCGCAGGAGAGAGAAUGACAAGAGGAAAAUGAGGAUAGAAAGGAAAACCAAAGACUCUAUUAAGGAGGAAGAGACUGCAGAAGGUGAAGUCAAAAAAAUCAAAUCCAGAGAAUGGGAAAAAGAAAAAGCAAGUGAUGCCAGGGAUGACCAGGUGAAGUCUGAUGGGAAAGAUGGAUCUGUAUUUGAAUCUAAAUCAUAUAGAGACCAGCGCAAGACUGGUGCUACUGUUGUAAGUGACAAGAAGAAAAAACCUGAUUCUGAUAAAAGAGACGCCAGAGACGACGACCAGGUCGAGGACGACGACAUGGGAUACAAGAAAGAUAAACGGGAGAAUACUAAAUUCAGUAAGGAGUCACCCCGCGAGGUGAAGAGUAAAAAGUAUAGUGACACUAGGAAAGAGAGAAUAAAACAAACUGAAGUUGGGAAAUCAGACAAACAAUCAGCUAUAAACAAAAUCAUGUCUUCUGACAAUAAAGUUAAGUCUAUAAAUCAUGACGACAUCAAACCAUUCACUCAACUGCCCCACGUAAAGACUGACGACUUGACUAAGAUCAUCGAGGGAAUGGACAAGAAAGUGAAGCUCAGUGAUAGUAGUAAGGAGUCCAAUGAUGACUCAACCUCUAAGAGCUCCCCUGUAGGUGUGUCAAAGAUGAGGAGGAAUAGCUUGGAGUCUGGGGAAAUGCCUGUCAAGGAUGAUUUAGUUUUGAAAAGGCAAAAUUCUCUGGACGACAGAAGCAAAUCCACUGACAGGGAGGGUUCGGAGGAGAAGGAGAAGAGUGAGAGUGGUGAUCGUCGGACGGAAAGGAGAAUUAGAAAUAAGGAUCGUCCAAGCCUCGUGAUCUACCAGCCGGGAAUGGGGAAGUUCAGCAAGCAGCGCCUGGCCAAGGAGAAGGACACGCCGCCGCCCGCCAAAAGUAUAAACGAUAGUGAGAAGAAAGACACCUGA